AUGCCGCCCCGCCGUGACACCUUCUCCGACAACCCUUCCACUGAUGAAUUGAUUACCUCCCUCGCCGACUCCGUCAACAAGUUGAUCACCUCCAACACCGCCGCCUUCAACCAGAUGGUUUCCGGUCAAGAGCAACACAAGGCUCAUCUAGAUAUCAUAAUCAAACAAUUGGCUGCUCAGUACGAGCAAACAAACAACCUCAUCACUACCUUUCUUCGCCCCGAUCCGAACAGACCUAAUUCUUCCGGGUCGAACACUCCGCCACCUCCACCACCACCGCCACGACCACCUCCUGCCAACCACACCCCCAAACCACCGAAGAUUACCCUCCCCAUGUUUGAUGGUUCGAACCCACUGGAUUGGCUCUUCCAAGCGAAUAACUACUUUACCUACUACUCAAUUCCGGAUGUUCAAUGA
Messenger RNA from Helianthus annuus (common sunflower), 417 nucleotides. RefSeq names its product formin-I-like. Bases 1 to 417 code for a protein of 138 amino acids. The record is from RefSeq and is a predicted model, not a curated record. Lineage: Eukaryota; Viridiplantae; Streptophyta; Magnoliopsida; Asterales; Asteraceae. The transcript has a single exon.